Caenorhabditis sp. 36 PRJEB53466 is the source of this 462-nucleotide messenger RNA. NCBI's taxonomy places the organism in Eukaryota, Metazoa, Nematoda, Chromadorea, Rhabditida, Rhabditidae. The record is from the annotation of a GenBank genome assembly.
AUGGAUGAGUUUGACCGAAUUUCGGUGCAAAUCUCCGCACUCCUCCUCUACAUCUUCUAUCCGUUCUUCGUGAUCGCUUCUGGUCUUCUGCCCGCCGUCCUCGACGUCUCCGCAAUUUUUGUGGUCGUCUGUCUUGUCCGCGAAUCGCUGAAUCAUGUUGAGGUCGGAAACGUUCAGGCGCUGGAGUGUGUCAGAAUUCGCUUGGUGCGUCAAGAUUCUAGAUGCAUUGAAUACUGUGGUAUUUUCAGAGCAACUUCACAAUUUUCCUCAACUUGUUCGUCUACCUCCUCCCGGACUCCAAACUCGAUCUGAACAAUCUCGUUUCCGUCUUUUUCUACAUCGCCUACAACUUUUGUAAGUUCUCUCGAUGGUUAUUGGUUGCACAGUGUGCCAAUUGUUUCAGUGGUCCUCAUUCACUUGAAACUUCUCGAUCACAUUGUCAAAACUCACCGGAAUAUCUGA